This is a messenger RNA of Striga hermonthica, 417 nucleotides long. The record is from the annotation of a GenBank genome assembly. Lineage: Eukaryota; Viridiplantae; Streptophyta; Magnoliopsida; Lamiales; Orobanchaceae.
AUGUCCGCCGAAGAAGAGGAAAACGCCGCUGAGCUCAAAAUCCCUGAUGAAUUUCUCAAAGCCAAGUGUCUAAUGAACUCGGAAGUUGCCCUAAUUCUUGAGCACAAGUACGAUCAGCUUCAGCAUACGAUGGAUGAUCCGUUGAAUCAAAUGUCACAGGUUUUUGAGAAGUCUCUCCAAUAUGUGAAGCGAUUCAGCCGAUAUAAGAAUAAUGACGCUGUCAGACAAGUUCGAGAAAUUCUGAGUAGAUAUCAGCUGGCUGAAUUUGAGCUCUGUGUGCUCGGGAACCUUUGUCCAGAAACUGUUGAGGAAGCCAUAGCCAUGGUCCCAUCCAUCAAGACUAGAGGACGGGCACAUGACGAUGAGGCGAUUGAGAAAAUGCUGCAUGACCUCGCUCUCAUCAAGAAGUUUGAGUAA